AAAAUACACAAAGCAUCUUUUUCACACCGAAGGGAGCGAAGUUCAAGCAAGUUAACUGCUAAGUUCUUACGCAAAUGAUCUAGGCCUGUUCAACGCCCUCACAAGAAAACUGACUUCUGCAACGAGAAUGAGAUACAGAGGAUCGUUGUUAUCACUAACGAAAUCAUGGUCUCAAAUGAAAAAUAUCUUAGAGAGAUCUCGCAGGACACAAUAUGAACUGUCAUGGGAUAUCGCUGUGAGACAGCUGUCAAUUUCCCUGUCCAGAAAAUCCACAUUCCCUGUUAUAUCCGAUAGUGAUAGCAAUGCUAAUUUAGAAAACUUAUCAUUUUCCAAACAUUUGUUUGAUCGAUACCAGCAGUGCGUUGCUAUUGCACAUGCAGGGGGGGGAGAAAAAGCGAUAAACCGACAUGUUGUGAAGCAAAAAAAGCUGCUUGUUAGAGACCGCCUCGCUCUCUUCCUAGACGACCCCAACGAUUUCCUCGAACUCUCCGUCAUGGGGGGACUGGCAAUGGAAUAUGGAAAUGUACCUAAAGCUGGAAUGAUCGCUGGAAUUGGUAGAGUACAAGGAAAACUGUGCAUGAUUGUUGCUAACGAUGCCACUGUGAAGGGUGGUACUGUUUACCCCGUUACCCUAAAGAAACAACUUCGGGCUCAGGAAAUAGCUGAGCAGAACAGACUACCAACUGUCUAUAUUGUAGAGUCUGGAGGAGGUUUCCUUCCCCUCCAGGCUGAUAUUUUCAACCCUGGUGGGAAAACAUUUUGCAAUGAGGCAGUGAUGUCUUCAAUGGGUAUACCACAGAUGGCCAUUGUGUGUGGUAACUGUACCGCGGGAGGUGCCUAUAUUCCCACCAUGGCUGACCAGACAGCCAUUGUACACAGGAAGGGCUACAUAUUCCUGGGAGGACCGCCCCUUGUGCAGGCAGCCACAGGGGAGAUCGUCACAACAGAGGAACUUGGUGGUGCUACCCUACACUGCAGUGUAAGCGGAUGCACUGACUACUUUGCGGAGAAUGAAGAGGAAGCAUUGAGUACAGGGAGAGACAUGGUGGCCACGUUGAACCUGGAGGACAAGCUACCUGUCCAUCAGGACUGGGAGGAGCCUCUCUACAGCAGCGACCACCUCAGGGCACUGGUGGCCAAGGACAAUGUUAUCAACAUCUAUAAGGUUAUAGCUAGACUAGUAGAUGGAAGUCGAUUCCACGAAUUCAAGAAACAAUUUGGACCUACAAUGGUGACAGGUUUUGCACACAUAAAAGGGUAAGUUAGCCAUGUUACC
Molecule: messenger RNA, 1276 nt
Organism: Mizuhopecten yessoensis (Yesso scallop)
Lineage: Eukaryota; Metazoa; Mollusca; Bivalvia; Pectinida; Pectinidae
Product: probable methylcrotonoyl-CoA carboxylase beta chain, mitochondrial
Exons: 6
Coding region: 128-1261 (377 amino acids)
Biological process (GO): L-leucine catabolic process
Cellular component (GO): methylcrotonoyl-CoA carboxylase complex; mitochondrion
Molecular function (GO): methylcrotonoyl-CoA carboxylase activity
Source: RefSeq, a predicted model, not a curated record